AUGAUUCAAGAUAACAUUUCACUAAGAAAAUUAUUAAAGAAUGAAAUUAAGAGAAUAUGUACAUCUGAGUCAAUACCAACAUUUAAAAUAUUAGUGUUAGAUGAAAAGACAAGGGACAUACUAACUGUUUUAUACAAAGUAUCAGAAUUAACAGAGAAUUAUAUUUGUUCCUUUUAUUUAUUAUCAGCCAAUAGACCAGAUUCACAGGAAAUACCAGCUGUAUAUUAUGUAAGUUCAUUUGAGGAGGCGGUAGAAGACAUUUAUAAACUAAAGAAUUAUAGUUAUUAUAUAAGUUCCAGUAAUCAAUUAGCUAGAAGAGAUUUAGAAAAUCUGGCAGUUAAAUUAAAUAGUAUUAAACAAGGAAAUAGAGUAAUUCAAAUACAAGAUACAUUUACAGAGUUUGUAGCAUUACAAAACGAUUUAUUUUCUUUAAAUAUUAAAGAUUCGUUUAUUAAUAGUAAUAUUAAUGAAACAGUAGUUGGACUAUUUUCAGUGUUAACAACAAUAAAUACAUCACCAGUAAUUGUUACUAAUAAAGAUACUAAUAAUUCAGAAGUAAAUGAAGUAUUUAAUUUGUUGUCAAAAAAGAUAAAGAGUACUAAAUUAAUAAAAUCAACAAGUUUUGAUAAAUCACUUUACAUAUUAGUUGAUAGAGAAUUAGAUUUAGUAUCACCUUGUCAUCAUGUAAUGGGAUAUUUAGAGAUAAUAGAUGAUGUAUUUGAUAUAAAAUUAAAUAAAGUGACACUCAAUAAUAAUAAGAGCAUUGAUAUUGAUGUAGACAAUGAAUUCUUUAUAAAAAACAGAUUUGAAGAUUUUCCUAAUGUGGUUGAGUUGGUAGAAAGUGAGGUACAUAAAUAUAAAAAGAAGAUGGCCUUAUCAGAGAGUAAAGAUGCAGAUGAUAUAUCCAGAUUACUUGAAAAUGCACCAGAACUACAAAAGAAUAACGAGUUAGUUAAUACACAUCUAACAAUUUGUACUGAAGCUGUCAAAGAAAUUGAUGAAAGAAAAUUAGAUGAUUAUUACACAAUGGAGAAUAAUUUCAAUAAAGAUGAAAUAAGUGAAUUAACUAACUAUGGAACAGAAAGAGACGUAAUAAGACUUUGUAUAUCAUUGAUAGGAACCAAAAAUGAAGAUUUAAUAGAACCAAUUUUAGAAAAAAGGAAAAUUAAUACAAAAAUUGUUAAUUUUGUUAAAGAAAGAACUAUUAGAGAAAAUACAUCUUUUCUUACCAGAGGAAUCAGAAAUAUACUUUUUAAUAAACAGAUACCAAUUAUCAGUUAUAUAGAAGAUGUAAUUAGUAAGGUAAAAUCAGGGUCAUUGGAUUCUAAUUUUAAUGUAUGCUACCAACAAAGUGAUAUUUUUUGGGGUGAGAUAACAAUUAUAGUUAUAUUUGUUAUGGGUGGAGUCUCAUAUUUUGAAUUUAAAAAAAUUAAAGAAUUAGAAAAGAAACACAAUGUUCAAAUAAUAGUUGGGGGAACAGAAAUAUUAAAUCCAAAUCAAUUUCUUAAACAAAUAGAACAACUUACUUUUAAAAAAUAA
Messenger RNA from Hepatospora eriocheir, 1539 nucleotides. Lineage: Eukaryota; Fungi; Microsporidia; Hepatosporidae. The record is from the annotation of a GenBank genome assembly.